AUGCUAUGGGUGGAAGUGUUGGGUCAAGUGAGCAGGAUGUAUCGUUACAAACGUAUCCCUGACGACCAAGUUCGUCUUCUACUCGUCAAGCCGGGCACCUUCGAUGAGCAAAUCAACGCUUCUUUACUGGUCGUUAGCGAUGAUCACCUCGGAAGCGAAGAUUACCCGUACUCGGCCCUAUCCUACAACUGGGGCAAUAGCGCAGACGACAGUACUAUUGUCAUCCAGGAUGAUCCAGCCUCGUCUCCCGUGAAGUCCAUCAGGAAAGCAGUAGAUGUACUCCGAGCGGCCGUGCAAGACAAGUUGAUCAAGGUCAAACCAAACCUCUACGAAGCUCUCAGACAUCUGCGAAAAGAGAACGAGACUAUCGCGCUUUGGGUGGACGCAUUGUGCAUCAAUCAAUCUGACACCAAAGAAAAGGAAGAGCAAGUACUAAAGAUGGCGCACAUUUACCGUAAAGCCUACAAUGUGAAUGUAUGGCUUGGCUCCGACAAUCCUGAUGAUCUUGUCUCCAACAGGGCUAUGGCUUUUAUCCCCAAGGUCAUCGAUCCGGAGAAUCACUUAGCUCUUCUCACUGGCGAUGCUUAUAUUGAAGAUUGGGCAAGCUUGUACGAGCUUCUCAAGUGGAGCUGGUAA
Messenger RNA from Alternaria infectoria, 636 nucleotides. RefSeq lists its product as uncharacterized. The transcript has 2 exons. The coding region runs from base 1 to 636 and encodes 211 amino acids. NCBI's taxonomy places the organism in Eukaryota, Fungi, Ascomycota, Dothideomycetes, Pleosporales, Pleosporaceae. The record is from RefSeq and is a predicted model, not a curated record.